Rattus norvegicus (Norway rat) is the source of this 4773-nucleotide messenger RNA. RefSeq names its product nuclear export mediator factor (gene Nemf). The record is from RefSeq and is marked validated. Gene Ontology annotation, cellular component: cytoplasm; nucleus. NCBI's taxonomy places the organism in Eukaryota, Metazoa, Chordata, Mammalia, Rodentia, Muridae. Gene Ontology annotation, biological process: CAT tailing.
AGCCUAGGAGAGGACUGCGGUAGCGACGCGCACCCUAGCCAUGAAGACCCGCUUCAGCACUGUUGACCUCCGCGCGGUGCUCGCGGAACUGAAUGCGAACUUGCUAGGAAUGAGAGUAAACAACGUUUAUGAUGUGGAUAACAAGACGUAUCUUAUUCGGCUUCAAAAACCUGAUUUUAAAGCUACACUGUUACUUGAAUCUGGUAUACGAAUUCACACAACAGAAUUUGAGUGGCCUAAGAACAUGAUGCCGUCUAGUUUUGCUAUGAAGUGUCGAAAGCAUUUGAAAAGUCGGAGAUUAGUCAGUGCAAAACAGCUUGGUGUGGAUAGAAUUGUGGAUUUCCAAUUUGGAAGUGAUGAAGCUGCUUAUCACUUAAUCAUUGAGCUCUAUGACAGGGGCAACAUUGUCCUUACAGAUUAUGAGUACCUAAUUUUAAAUAUCCUAAGGUUUCGAACUGAUGAAGCUGAUGAUGUUAAGUUUGCUGUUCGUGAACGUUAUCCCAUAGAUCAUGCCAGAGCUGCUGAACCUUUGCUCACUUUGGAAAGAUUGACUGAAGUAAUAGCUAGAGCUCCUAGAGGUGAACUGCUGAAGAGAGUUCUGAAUCCGUUACUUCCCUAUGGGCCAGCUCUUAUUGAGCAUUGUCUUAUAGAAAAUGGAUUCUCUGGCAAUGUCAAAGUGGACGAAAAACUUGAAAGCAAAGAUAUUGAGAAGAUACUGGUUUGUGUGCAGAGGGCAGAAGACUAUUUGGAAAAAACAGCCAACUUCAAUGGAAAGGGAUAUAUAAUUCAGAAAAGAGAGGUAAAACCAAGCCUGGAUGCCAAUAAACCAGCUGAAGACAUACUCACGUAUGAGGAAUUUCAUCCUUUCUUGUUUUCUCAACAUUUACAAUGUCCAUAUAUAGAAUUCGAAUCAUUUGACAAGGCUGUGGAUGAAUUUUAUUCCAAGAUAGAAGGUCAGAAAAUUGACUUAAAAGCAUUGCAACAGGAAAAACAAGCACUGAAGAAAUUAGAUAAUGUCCGAAAGGAUCAUGAAAACAGAUUGGAAGCUCUUCAGCAGGCUCAGGAAAUUGACAAACUGAAAGGGGAGCUCAUAGAGAUGAACCUGCAGAUAGUUGACAGAGCCAUUCAGGUAGUUCGAAGUGCAUUAGCCAACCAGAUAGAUUGGACAGAAAUUGGAGUGAUUGUGAAAGAAGCACAAGCCCAGGGAGACCCUGUUGCAAGUGCAAUCAAAGAACUAAAACUGCAAACAAACCACAUUACCAUGCUUCUACGAAAUCCAUACUUGUUAUCAGAGGAGGAAGAUGGUGAUGGUGAUGGCAGCAUUGAGAACAGUGAUGCUGAAGCACCAAAAGGGAAAAAAAAAAAGCAAAAGAACAAGCAGCUGCAGAAGCCUCAGAAGAACAAGCCGCUGCUUGUCGAUGUGGACCUCAGCCUGUCAGCCUAUGCCAAUGCCAAAAAGUAUUAUGAUCAUAAGAGGUAUGCUGCUAAAAAAACACAGAGAACUGUCGAAGCUGCUGAGAAGGCAUUCAAAUCAGCAGAGAAGAAAACAAAGCAAACCUUAAAAGAAGUACAAACAGUUACUUCUAUCCAAAAAGCAAGGAAAGUGUAUUGGUUUGAGAAAUUUCUGUGGUUUAUUAGUUCAGAGAACUAUCUCAUUAUAGGUGGUCGAGAUCAGCAACAGAAUGAGAUUAUUGUGAAAAGAUACUUAACACCAGGAGACAUUUAUGUGCAUGCUGAUCUUCAUGGAGCUACCAGCUGUGUAAUUAAGAAUCCAACAGGAGAUCCCAUCCCUCCUCGGACUUUGACUGAAGCAGGCACAAUGGCACUUUGCUACAGCGCAGCUUGGGAUGCCCGUGUUAUCACGAGUGCUUGGUGGGUGCACCAUCAUCAGGUCUCUAAAACAGCACCGACAGGAGAGUACUUAACAACUGGAAGCUUCAUGAUAAGAGGAAAAAAGAAUUUCCUUCCUCCUUCAUACCUAAUGAUGGGGUUUAGCUUCCUUUUUAAGGUAGAUGAGUCCUGUGUCUGGAGACAUCGAGGUGAACGAAAAGUCAGAGUGCAGGAUGAAGACAUGGAAACAUUGACAAGUUGCACAAGUGAACUCAUGUCAGAAGAAAUGGAACAGCUAGAAGGGGGCGACAGCAGUGAAGAAGAGACCGAGGAGUUACGUGGAACCACGGAAGAAGUGGAACUCAGGACUCAGGCUGAUCCAGAGGACAUUGCUGCUCACAGUGGAAGAGAGGAACUGAGCUCUGAAGAUGGAGAAGCCAUCAAAACAGCCACGAAAGAUGAAGAGCCCAUUGGUGAGGUGAGGGAAGAGGAGGAAGAGCCCUUCGAAUAUCCUGACACCACCAUUGACUUGUCCCAUCUUCAGUCCCAAAGGCCCCUACAGAAACUGACUCCAAGAGAAGAAUCUUUUAAUUCAAGUGACAGUAAAUCACAGAGCCGAAGACAUUUGUCAGCCAAGGAGAGAAGAGAAAUGAAAAAGAAAAAGCUCCCAUGUGACUCAGGGGAUUUAGAAGUGAUAGAAGAAAAGGACAAAGAAAAAGAAAGUGCUGUGCACAGUGAAGCUGACCAGAACACAAGCAAAAAUGUGGCAGCUGGACAGCCAAUGAAAAGAGGCCAGAAGAGUAAAAUGAAAAAAAUGAAGGAAAAAUACAAAGACCAGGAUGAUGAAGAUCGUGAACUUAUUAUGAAAUUGUUGGCAUCUGCAGGUUCAAACAAAGAAGAAAAGGGGAAGAAAGGAAAGAAAGGAAAAACAAAAGAUGAACCCGUGAAAAAAAACCCACAGAAACCCAGAGGUGGACAGCGGGUUUUAGAUGUUGUUAAAGAAACCCCGUCCCUUCAGGCGUCGACUCCUGACUUACAAGACUUUGCUGUGGAUGAGCCACAUGAUGACAAGGAAGAACAUGAUCUGGAUCAGCAGGGAAAUGAGGAAAAUCUAUUUGACUCUUUGACAGGGCAACCACAUCCUGAAGAUGUAUUAAUGUUUGCUAUUCCAAUAUGUGCUCCUUACACCAUCAUGACAAACUAUAAAUACAAAGUGAAACUUACUCCUGGAGUUCAGAAAAAGGGAAAAGCUGCAAAGACAGCCUUGAACAGUUUCAUGCACUCCAAAGAAGCAACAGCAAGAGAAAAAGACUUAUUCCGAAGUGUGAAGGACACAGAUUUAUCAAGAAACAUUCCCGGGAAAGUGAAAGUGUCUGCCCCCAAUCUUCUGCACGUAAAAAGAAAAUAGCUGUGCACUGGGCAGCCAGCUCUGUAGCCAGAGAUGCAGACAACAUGUUACUAGGACUUCCACUUUACAGACGAACAUACUGCCUUGCUCUAUCACCAAAAGGACUUAUGGUUUUUCCCCAAGUUUUUAUAUAUAUAUAUAUAUAUAUAUAUAUAUAUAUAUAUAUAUAUAUACACUACUACAAUAAUAUUUCGUAAAAUAUUUGUGAAAACUUAAUGAUACACACCUGUAAUUGUUCUACAUUUUAUUGAAAUUCUUGAGGUCUCAUUCAUGAUGAAAAGACCCUGAAAUGGCUCAAGUGCAUAAACUACUGACGUAGUGGUCUACUGUAUAUAACAUCUCAUACAUAGUACAGCCAGUCAGGAGAGGUUUCUGUUUGGUUAGUAGAGCAAUUAAACAUUUAAGGUUUGUGUCUUGAACACUUUGCCAAGUUUUACAUCAAAUGCAAAAAAAAAAAAAAAAAAAAAAACCACAAGAAAAUGACAGUUGUUUCCGUGCAUUUAUAUAUAUAUAUAUCAGCUUUCUUCCUAAUUUCUUCCUUGUAAUAUAUCACUUGUUUGCUAUUUUCUUUCCAAUCCCCUACUCCCAGCAGCUAUCAAAUAGUUAAAACUGUCUUAUGGUGGUUUUGGUCUUUCCAAGUCAGGGUUUCCUGUGUAGCCAUGGUUGUCCUGAACUCACUCUGUAAAGCGGACUGACCUUCACCUCAAGAGAUGGCCUGCCCCUGCCUCCUGAGUGCUGGAGUAAAGGCGUGCAUCUCCCACCAGGCUCAAGCGUCUUGACCUGUAAUAUCAGAAGUGCAUUUUUUCUGGGUGGUGGUUGCAGCAUUGGGGAAGCAGAAGCAGGUAGCUCUCUGAGUUAGAGCUCAGGACAGCCAAGGCCAUAGAGAGAAACUCCGUCUUGGGAAGAAAAAUCAAAAGUGCAUUUUUUUUUUUUAGGCUCAUCACUAAAGAUUCCUGGACUAGUAUUCUUCCGGCUCCUAUUAGAAUAGAGAAUGAAGCCAUGCAGUAUCAUUCCCUUCAGGAGGUAUAAACUACCAUGUUUUAAUUAGCUGGGUAGUAACUAUGGCCACCACAUGUCCCAGGACUGCACCAACACACUAAGGUUGAAGUACUAAGUUGUAGCUUGGGCUGUUUAAGUCUCACCCACUGCAGACAUACCCAGUGUGAUAGCAUUUUCAGUUCUAGUACUUGAGGGGUGGAAGCUAGAGGAUGACUGAUUCAAGACCCAGCCUUGGCUACAUAAGGGUAAAGGCUGAAAAUGUAGCAUCUUUACAUUUCUACAGACACAUCCAAAUUAUCAAAAGAUAAAUGUAAAAAAAAUGUUAUAACCAUUCUUGGUAUAAAAGUCAAUGCAGGGGCUGGAGAGAUGGCUCAGCACUGGCUGUUCUUCCACAGGACCCAGGUUCAGUUACCAGCACCCACACUGCAGCUUACAACUGUCUGUAACUCCAGUUCCAGGGAGUCCAACACCCUUACGCAUGCAGGAAAAACACCAUUCAGUAUACAUAAAAAAUAAAUCAUUAAAAAAAAUGCCAA